Messenger RNA from Vitis riparia (riverbank grape), 696 nucleotides. Its product is annotated as somatic embryogenesis receptor kinase 1-like. Lineage: Eukaryota; Viridiplantae; Streptophyta; Magnoliopsida; Vitales; Vitaceae. Gene Ontology annotation, biological process: protein phosphorylation. The transcript has 4 exons. The coding region runs from base 1 to 696 and encodes 231 amino acids. The record is from RefSeq and is a predicted model, not a curated record. Gene Ontology annotation, molecular function: protein kinase activity; ATP binding.
AUGACCAAAGAAGACAAUGAAGGUAAGCCGCUGAUGGAUUGGAUGACUCGAGUAAAGGUUGCUGCUGGUGCAGCACGGGGAAUAGCUUAUCUGCACGCGAGCUGCCAUCCGCGGAUUAUUCACGGGGAUAUCAAGCCAUCAAGCAUUUUUUUGGGUAUGAACUUUGAAGCUCAAGUUUCAGAUUCCGAGUCACAAAGUCAGCAUUGGACGCCAAUACAUCUAGAGAAGCUUAGGACUAAAUGCAUGCCUUAUUUGGUCCAAAGACAUGGAAUGGAGCAAUUUGGGAUUCCGGGCAUUCUUAACUUGCAAAUUUUGCCCGGUGGAGCAACUUUAGGAGGCCACGUGGUGCCUCUUGACAGGCUGCUGAAGGAUCAAGUAGUGGAUUUGAGAGGCAAACCAGGUGGUGACACCUUGGAGAAAAAGCCAACUGAUGAGUUAGUGGAGAGGCAGCUGUGCGAGGCUGGGUCUGAGAGCAGGCCGUUAGAGAUAUUUAUUUUGGAGGAAAAGAGGACCAGAGCGGCAGAUGAGAGCUGGGGCUUUUCGGAGAAGGAAGCUAGAGAGCUAGGAGAUAUUGGGAGGAGAAGGAAGAGAGUUUUUCAGGCGAGUCUGAGAGAUAUUUUGCAGGAGAGGGAGUUUCUUUUCCGGUGGAGAAGAUAUGGAUUUAGGAGAGAAGUGAGAGAAGAUCCUUUCAGCUGA